UGGAUAGUUAGAACUGGAAAGAAAUAGACGAUUUAAGGAGGAGACAAAGCCGCCUCGGAGCCUAUCAGGUGUCAGUUACCAUGGCGAUGAUAGCAAGCAUGUCGUGGGAGGGGAACACGUUUCCCCCCCGGGGACCCUCCUUCUCAGAGUAUCUUGUCCUAUAGAAAAGAGACGGGGUGUGGCCUGUGUUUGCCCAAAUCUUUCUGGGAAUGUGCAUGCGCACACACACACACACACACACACACCAGUCACACUCACAACUGCUUCCUGUUAUUUCAAGUGGUUCGGUCUUCCCUCGCACCAGGUGGAACCAGCAACUCAACUCAAUGAUUUAGGGGAGGUUAAAGGGCUGGGACGUGUGGUGUGUCCUGUGUCAGCGGCUAUGGGGGGAUGCCUCUGCUGAAAUAUACUCACCAGUAUCAGCACAGCGCAGCGCGACCAGACCGACCUGGAUCACUCAAUCACGAUGGACGCGGGGUCGAAACCCGAGCCCCCAAACACUGCUGAGAAGUAGACAGCUGAAGAGGGUGAAAACAGCAGCAUGGAGGCACUCAGGGACUCUUUUUUGCGUCUGAAUUUUCAGAUGUCAUCAUACAAGAGAGCCACGCUGGACGAGGAAGACCUUGUGGACUCCGCUGGUGACGAUGUCUACCAGUCAACACCCAUGCAGGUGACUCUUCGACAGGGCCGCGGCUUCUCGUGCUGGCCCGAGAGAACGCCAAGGGAGAGGUGGCUUCUGUUUCUGGUGUGCGUGCUGUGUGGGGGCCUGUUUGUUUCGCUCAUCACAACUGCCGUCUUCUACAGGCAGACACAUCCAGGCAUUUGUCUGACAGAGCCGUGCAUUGCCGUGGCCAGUUCCGUUAUGUCGGCCCUGGACCGCUCCGUGGAUCCCUGCCACGACUUCUAUAACUAUGCCUGCGGGGGCUGGGUAAAGCGCAACCCCCUCCCUGAAGGCAAGUCCCGCUGGGGCCCUUUCAGCACCCUGUGGGAGCACAACAUGCUCGUGAUGAAGCAAUUAUUAGAGAACACGACGAUUAAAGGUCUGAGUCAAGCCGAGGAGAAGGCCCAACGAUACUAUCAGGCCUGUAUGAAUGAGGCAAAGAUCAAGGAGUUGGGAGCGAAGCCAUUGCAGGAACUUAUCACGCAGAUUGGAGGAUGGGCCCUGACCGGAACCUGGAACAAAGACAACUUCCAGGAAGUCCUCCGUGCGGUGUCGGCAAACUACCGCACCUCGCCGUUCUUCACUGUGUUCGUCAGUACCGACUCCAAGAACUCCUCCAGUAACAUCAUCCAGGUGGAUCAGUCCAGCCUGGGACUCCCUUCACGGGAUUACUACCUCAACAAAACAGCCAAUGAAAAGUAUCUGACCGCAUACCAGAACUUCCUGGUGGAGUUAGGGGUCCUGCUGGGGGGCUCCGAGAAGACGUCUCGCCUGCUCAUGGGGGAGAUUGUGGACUUUGAAACGGCCCUGGCCAACAUCACGGUGCCUGUGGAGGAGAGACGGGACGAGGAGCUCAUCUACCAUAAGAUGGAGGCCAAAGACCUGAAGAGUCUGGCUCCUGCAGUGGACUGGAUACCUUACCUCAACGAGGUGUUCGCUCCUGUGCCGCUCACCGAGGCAGAGCCGGUGGUCGUCUACGCCAAAGAGUACCUCCAGAAAGUGUCGGACCUCAUAACAAACACCAAUAAAAGCCUUCUCAACAACUACAUGAUCAUGAAGGUGGUAAGGAAGAUGGUGUCCAUCUUGGACCAGAGGUUUCAGGAUGUCGAGCAGCGCUUCCUAGAGGUCAUGUACGGAACUAAAAAGAGCUGCACUCCUCGCUGGAAACUGUGCGUCAGUGACACAGACAGCGGCCUGGGAUUCGCUCUGGGCGCCAUGUUCGUCAAGGCCACCUUCAACGAGGACAGCAAGGCCAUCGCCGAGAACAUGGUCGGAGACAUCAAAAGCGCGUUUGAGGACAGCCUGAAGUACGUGAGCUGGAUGGACGCUGACACAAAAAGGGCGGCUAAAGAGAAGGCGGAUGCAAUUUACAACAUGGUGGGCUAUCCAGAGUUCAUCAUGAACUCCACAAGGCUGGACAAAGUAUUCAAUGAUUUCGAGGUGGUGUCGGAUCUGUACUUCCAGAACGUCAUGCAGUACUACAACUUCUCCGCCAGGGUGACAGCCGACCAGUUGAGAAAAACUCCAAACAGAAACCAGUGGAGCAUGACCCCCCCAACUGUGAAUGCGUAUUACAACCCCACCAAGAACGAGAUGGUUUUGCCAGCGGGAAUCCUCCAAAUGCCGUUCUACAGCCGUCAUUGGCCCAAAGCUCUUAACUUUGGUGGAAUCGGGGUCGUCAUGGGCCAUGAACUGACUCACGCUUUUGAUGACCAAGGGAGGGAAUAUGACAAAGAGGGCAACCUGCGCUCUUGGUGGAAGAACUCGUCUGUGGAGGCCUUCAAGAAGCAGACGCAGUGCAUGGUGGAGCAGUACGGCAACUACAGCAUCAACCAGGAGCCCCUGAAUGGUCGACACACGCUGGGAGAGAACAUCGCCGACAACGGUGGACUCAAGGCUGCCUAUGAGGCUUAUGUGAACUGGAUCGCAAAGAAUGGUGAGGAAGCCAAGCUGCCAGCCCUGGGAAUGACUAACCACCAGCUGUUUUUUGUGGGAUUUGCACAGGUGUGGUGCUCCGUGAGGACGCCUGAGAGUUCGCACGAGGGCGUCAUCACUGACCCGCACAGCCCGUCCAGAUUCCGAGUCAUCGGGACCGUCUCCAACUCGCACGAGUUCUCCAAGCACUUUGGCUGCAAAGCGAACACUCCCAUGAACCCCAAACACAAGUGCGAGCUGUGGUAAUGCCUCGCAAUGGACGGUAGGGAGAAACGGGGAAACUGACUGUGGAGGCUCACUGGCUGGAAGAACCAAUAUGAACCACUCGAUGCCCGUCAGCCUUUGUCACAACUAAAUGUGCCUGCUUUGUGUGGAGGAUCUCCAACACGUUUUUCUUUACUUUAAAGAAAACAUAUUAUGCAUUUUUUUUUCACAAUUCAAAACAGUUCCCCAGGUGUCUUCAUCACAUGUCUGUGACAUGCUUUUGGAAAAAUACCCCAAGGAUCAAAAGUUAAAUACACUUUACACACAUUUUCUUGUCUUGCUGUAAUUAGCCCAGUUUAAGGGGUUCACCCUGCUCAUGCAAGUGAGUGACAGUAUACCCUCAUAUACUGUACUGCAGGGCCAGUGGCGAGUCUGGCUUUUGUUACCAUGACAACCAGGGAUAGCGCUAGGGGCUUCUUGCAUUCUUAUACUUGUGGGAGCAGAGUCCAGAGUGUAGGGGGAGGAAAAAAAACAAAAGUAUUUUCACUCAUGGAGGCAGCCCUUCAUACACUACACUGUGUGUAUGUGGCGCAUCAAAAACACAAAUACCCCUCCACCACCACCGCAUCGACAAAAUCGCCGAGCAAUCAAGUAUGUGCCCCUUAUCAACAGCGAACAAUAAGCUGUCCAUUUGACUAAACUCAAUGCACCUCUGCUUACCUUUUGGCUUUGACAUGAUAGCAGGGGCGUCACACCCAUGGGGUAUGUGGGUGUUUCUGCAUGGUAGUGUUUCAGGACAGUGCUUGAAAUUGGCUCUAAAAACUUCACCCUGCUUAGUUACCAUGUCAUGGACGUAAAGAUUUUGUGUGUGGUUGUUAUAUAAAUGAGCCUAACGGUGACACUUUUGAGUUUCAGAGAGUGAAGUUGCUUGAAGGUGACUCUGGAUUUUCACCCUGAUCAUGUCAUGGUUGGAGGAACUCAUGUGGGGGCGGUUAUGAUGUAAAUUAGCCCAACUGUUGCAAACAACAGACGUUUUCAGAAAUGGCAGAUAACAAAAUAUUUACUUGGUUGUUUAAUUUCACAUUUUGGUGGGCGGGCACUGCAGCGACACAACUAUUUGUAUACAAGCCAAUACAAAAGGCAAUUUUCCAUAAUAUGUCCCUUUUUUAGGACUGCUGAGCUAUAAAUAUGCUUUUUGUUUUUAGAACACUGGAGCCAUAUCUUUAAAGUUGAGGGAACAACUCUCAUGUCUUCUAAAAUGUCGUUAUUACAGAAUGUCACAUUGAAUGACACUCAUACUAAGCUGCUUUUUUGUCCCUGUCACUUUGCGCUAGGGUUUCCCAAACUUUUGGUUCCCUCCAAAGUUAACCAUAUAGCACCUAUUGCCACAACAUAGACAUUUACAUACAUGAAUAUACUACAAUAAACACAAACUAGCAAGCCCUUUGACAAGAAAUGGUGUGAUUAAUGCUCAGUAACCUAAGUGUGGGAACCUUUCUCUAUAGUGUGCUUCCUUUCACUUCUACAGUGGUGCCUUGAGAUACGAGUGACCCGAAAUACGAGCAGUCAUUCGGCCAAUACUUUUAUUUAUUUUUUCGCUUGUGAGUGUAUACUUAAGGCACUAGCGCUGCAUGGUGACAGUGAUCUCAUUUCAAGUCACUUCACAAUUAGCAGCAGUUUAGAAAAGAGUGAACAUUUCUUCUUCUUCAAAAAAAGUCUUUAACGCCACUCCCAGUUGGUUUACUGUCAAACAAAACAUAAAACCAAGAAUUACACAUUGUGUAUUUAAAACAAGCACAUAGCUUUGCCUUAAGAAAGUUAGCUUAAUGCUAACAAACAAUGCAAAACGCCAUGACAUGCUAAUAGUUAGCAACCAUAGUCAGGGUUUUAGAAGCAACGAAUAUUUGAAUACAAACAGUGGCGCAACGCGUGUAGAUAGAUAAUAUAACAAAUACUAAAGGCAUAUAUUUUUUAUCCUCUACAAAAGAUGACUAAUAUUACAGCAUCUUACUUAGUUACUUCCUGUAGUAGUACAACCCCAAUUCCAAUGAAGUUGGGACGUUGUGUUAAACAUAAAUAAAAACAGAAUACAAUGAUUUGCAAAGCAUGUUCAACCUAUAAUUAAUUGAAUAGACUACAAAGACAAGAUAUUUAAUGUUCAAACUGUUCGACGGUCCGGGGUCUCCGUUGUCGUAUUUUACAUUUCACAAUGCGCCACACAUUUUCAAUGGGAGACAGGUCUGGACUCCAGGCAGGCCAGUCUAGUACACACACUCUUUUACAACGAAGCCACGUUGUUGUAACACGUGCAGAAUGUGGUUUGGCAUUGGCAUUGCUGAAAUAAGCAGGGGCGUCCAUGAAAAAGACGUUGCUUGGAUGGCAGCAUAUGUUUCUCCAAAACCUGUAUGUACCUUUCAGCAUUAAUGGUGCCUUCACAGAUGUGUAAAUUAGCCAUGUCAUUGGCACUAACACAGCCCCAUACCAUCACAGAUGCUGGCUUUUCAACUUAGCGUCCAUAACAGUCCGGAUGGUUCUUUUCCUCUUUGGCCCGGAGGACACGACAUCCACAAUUUCCAAAAACAAUUUGAAAUGUGGACUCGUCGGACCACAGAACAAUUUUCCACUUUGCAUCAGUCCAUCUUAGAUGAGCUCGGGCCCAGAGAAGCCGGCGGCGUUUCUGGGUGUUGUUGAUAAAUGGCUUUUGCUUUGCAUAGUAGAGUUUGAAGUUGCACUUAUGGAUGUAGCGCCGAACUGUAUUUACUAACAUUCGUUUUUUGAAGUGUUCCUGAGCCCAUGUGGUGAUAUCCUUUACACAUUUAUGUCAGUUUUUGAUGCAGUGCCGCCUGAGGGAUCGAAGGUCAAGGGCAUUCAAUGUUCGUUUUCGGCCUUGCCGCUUCAAUGCAGUGAUUUCUCCAGAUUCUCUGAACCUUUUGACGAUAUUAUGGACCGUAGAUGAUGAAAUCCCUAAAUUCCUUUCAAUUGUACAUUGAGGAACAUUGUCCUUAAACUUUUCAGCUAUUUGCUCACGCACUUGUUCACAAAGAGGUGAACCUCGCCCCAUAUUUGCUUGUGAACGACUGAGCAAUUCAGGGCAGCUCCUUUUAUACCCAAUCAUGGCACCCACCAUGUGGGAUGUUGCAAACAGGUGUUUGAUGAGCAUUCCUCAACUUUCUCAGUCUUUUUUGCCACCUGUCCCAGCUUUUUUGGAAUGUGUUGCAGCCUUAAAAUUCUAAGUUAAUGAUUAUUUGCUAAAAACAAACCUUAUCAGUUUGAACAUUAAAUAUCUUGUCUUUGUCGUGUAUUCAAUUAAAUAUAGGUUGAACAUAAUUUGCAAAUCAUUGUAUUCUGUUUUUAUUUAUGUUUAACACAACGUCCCAGCUUCAUUGGAAUUGGGGUUGUAGAAAUACAUUUCCUUUUCAUUUGUGUCUGCAUGACUGUAUUAUACUGCUUCCCAGUAGCUGAGGUGGGCACACCAGAAGGAGCAGCACAAUGAAUUGGAUUGGACAAACUGUUUAAUGAUUUACAUUCGACUUAACUAUGUUAUUACUCUUUCAUGAAGUAGAAUAUUAAAGAGUGCUGGUUUUCCUCAUUAAAAAUUUUUUUUUGGGUCUAUGGUAGGCUACAACGGAAUAAUGGCAUUUCCAUUCAUAUCAGUGGGGAAAGAUUAUUUGAGAUACGGGUGUUUUGAUUUGGGAGUGUGGUCACGGAACAAAUUAAACUUGUAUCUGAAGGCACCACUGUGUUUUAUUUAUGUCACAUUUUCAUAUGACACUGAGUUGGGACCAGUGUUUUUUUUUUUUGGGCCGGUUGAAAUAUGAAAGUCCACUUAAAGAGGAUUUAAAAGCCAUAUGCAGAAUGAAUAGAAUGUCUAAUACAAAUAUUGAGUGAAAAGCUGCACUGUUCGGGAGUGGGGUAGUACAACACCGUCAGGCUGUUAUAUAUUUUAUCGGGAGAAUGUUAAGCUGAAUUUUUGUAUUUCAUGACAAAGCCAAUUUUGGUCUGAUUUGAACGCAUACAGAAUAAAUAAGAAUGGCACUCACAACCAAAACAGACCAAUUGUACCACUUCUGAUUUUAUGUGUAAAAUUAUUUUGCUUAAUAAAAUGAUCAUAAACAUA
Messenger RNA from Phycodurus eques (leafy seadragon), 6917 nucleotides. RefSeq names its product endothelin converting enzyme 1 (gene ece1). Lineage: Eukaryota; Metazoa; Chordata; Actinopteri; Syngnathiformes; Syngnathidae. The coding region runs from base 542 to 2842 and encodes 766 amino acids. Gene Ontology annotation, molecular function: metalloendopeptidase activity. The transcript has 18 exons. The record is from RefSeq and is a predicted model, not a curated record. Gene Ontology annotation, biological process: peptide hormone processing. Gene Ontology annotation, cellular component: plasma membrane.